This is a messenger RNA of Cladocopium goreaui, 8016 nucleotides long. The record is from the annotation of a GenBank genome assembly. NCBI's taxonomy places the organism in Eukaryota, Dinophyceae, Suessiales, Symbiodiniaceae.
AUGUUCCGCCUGUGCUAUGCGCUAUUGGCCCUGCUUUGCCACUGCGAGCCCGCUACUGACAGCUGCGGAACAGAGGCAUGUGCUGCGAGCAAGGCCAAGGACUUUUGGGCAAAGAUCAAAAGUGAAGGUCUGCAGCUCAAUAUCCGUCCAAAAGUGGUCGAGGAGAAAAGCUUUGGCGGUUUGCCGGCCAGAAAUCGCACUGCCAUGGUCCUGUCUGAUGAUGUUUUCUAUGGCCGGGCCAUCAUGAAGAUACCUCGGCAGGCCCUGCUGACCUAUGAGACUGGAAGAAAACCAAAGCUCAAAGAUCAGCUGACACGUUUUUUAUUUGAGGAGAAGAAGCUCCAGAAAAGCUUCAACAUCACCAGCGAAGAUUACAUUCACUUGCUCAGCCUAGCCUACACGCUGAUUGCUGAGAGGAGAGAUUCAGACUCCGUUUUUGUGGACUGGUUGAAGGCCACCGAAAACGCCACCGUCUUCGCGCUGCAGCUGACGCAUCGGCAGCAGAGGGUGCUGCGAGGUACUACGGUGGAGGGAGCCAUUGAGGAGAUGUCCUCCCGAAGGGAUCUGAUUUGGCAAACGGCCUCGAAUCUGACCUUCUUCAAGAAGUCCCAUAUCCAGCGGGUUCACCAUUCAUCUACUCAUGCCCGCAGCCGUGAAAAGACAGUGCAGUGCCUCUUGUAUGCGACCGUGUUUGAGGGUUGCAUACCCUUUCACAUGGUAGCGGAGCUGGGCCGCUCAACCAGCGAUAUCCGGACAAGGGCCAAUCUUUUGGGCCGAGCUGCAUCAGCAGGAAGCAUUCAGUUGGGUGGAUCGGCACGGUCGACUGAGCAGACGUCCCGUGACCGCUUUACAACAUUGGGCAUCAACAAGGCGUUGGGGAUUGGGUUUUGGACCCUUAUUUUUCUGACGUGUGCAGUGGGAUCUCUGUUUUUGUGGGAGAUGGCAGCAGCAGAUGGUUCGCCGACACAACAGCCCAAUGACAUUCAACAACUGUGUGCGAUGUUACAACAGAUGAUGAAUGAGCAGCAGCGGCAACGAGACCGGAUUGAGGAGCUGGGACAAGCGGUGCAGGGUACUGCAGGUGCAAUUCAGGGCACACAGGCCACUACGGAGCAAGUGAUUCAGCAGGUGGUUGCUCAAGUGCAAGCUGGUUUUCAGCAGGAGCAGCAUCAGCAUCAGGAACAACUUGCUCAGGUGAGCCAAGCGGUGCAAGCAAUUCAGGUGCAAGUACAACAGAUUCCGGUGACUGCUGGGGAUCAAUUGCAACAGAUUGGACAGGCGGUUCAAGCUAUGCAGGGUCAAAUACAACAGCAGGUGAGUCCGGAACAAGUGCAACAGAUCGGACAAGCAGUUCAGAGCCUUCAGGGGCAGGUGCAACAGAUCGGAAGUGCGGCAGCUGCUGGAGGGAUUGGAAUGAAUGCCCCUCCACCAGCGCCGGCAGGGUCUCCACAUGGUAGUCCUCCCGCUCAUUCAGGACCUCCACCAGUGUUUCAGUUUGGCAGUGGUGCUACGCCUGGAGGAUUUGGCUUCGGUAGUCCUGCAGUUGCUUACGCCAUUCAGCAAGGAGGUGUGGACGGGAGACAGUUGGGAAAACCCUCAACAUUCAAUCCAACUGACAGCAAGGUUUCAUUUCAGGACUGGUCUGACUCGGUGAUUACAUUGGCAGAUUCAGCAAUGCCUGGGAUUUACGAGUGUUUGGAAUGGAUUGUGACGGAGCAGCCAAAGCAUCCGUUGGAUUUGCCUUACAUGAAGGCGAAGUUUGCCCACUUGGAUGGCAACCUUUUAGGUUACGCGGAGUCCAACAUCUACGCCAUCCUGUCUUCCUACACAGCUGCAGAGGCCAAAUCUCUAGUUCGACAGGAGAGCAUUUCCUUGGAGAAGUUGUCGGCCGAGGUGAUCAGCUGGGAAAAUCGGAUCGUGGACUAUGAGGCCAGGCCCAAUGCAGAGAAGGUGUCGGAUGCUAUGAAGAUGGCUGCGCUGAUCCAUAUGGCGCCGCCGAAGCUGAGGGAGCACCUUCAGUUGAAUGCUGGCAGGUUUGUCCGGUACCUGGAUCUGAGGGAAGAGGUCUUUUCGUACUUGGAUCAGGUGACACCGGCAAGCCACACGACCAUGGACAUUGGUUCAAUCAGCAAAUCUGGUGGUUGCUACAACUGCGGAGGGCCGCAUUUGGCUCGUGAUUGCCCCAAGCCGAAGUCUGACAAGGGCAAGGGCAAGAAGGGCAAAGGAGGCAAAGAUGGCGGAGGAAAAGGGAAGUCCAAGGGCAAGUUCUUUGACAAGGGCAAAGGCAAGAAAGGCGGUGGGAAGAAAGGUGAUGGCAAACAGAAUGUCUGCAGCAAUUGUGGGAAGAGUGGUCACACCUAUGAUGCUUGUUGGAGUAAGCCCAAACCACUCAAUGCUGUGGACCCGAAGCUGGCCGAGAUGCAGUCAGCCUAUGCCAAAGCUGCCUUGGAGGAUUAUCGACGAAUUCAAGGUGGAGCCUCGUCAUCAUCAACAUCAGCUCCGGUGAUUGUUCAUCCACCGAGCCCACCAUCGCCUCAGUCUCCAAAGACGGCAACAACAGCAGCUCAUGUCGGGAGCUUGGUGAUUCGGAGCUUGUGCGCUCUGAGUAGACGGGCCUUGGACCUCAGCAGGGAGAUCUUCCGAAACUCAACACCAGCCUGUGUCCAACGACAUUUGACCAGGUUGACCACGGGACCCAAUGAGGUGCUGGCCACAAUCGACAGUGGGGCGGCAGCAUCAGUGUGUCCGCCGGGAGUCUUCCAUGGAUGGCCGCAGGAGGAUGCAGAGCCUGGCUUGACUUUCCAGGCGGCAGACGGUACCAUCGUCCCGGAGAUGCACAAGAUUCAACCAGUGGUUCUGACCGAAGAAGGAUUUGUGAGGCAGACCCAAUUCUCAGUGGCAUCAGUCAACAAGGUGUUGGUGUCAGCGGCAGAAGUUGCCAACAGGGGCCAUCGUUUAGUUUUGAGCCCUUACUACAUGGACAGCUACAUCGAAGACCUGGGCACGGGUGAGAUCAUGAAGCUGCACCAACAAGAUGGAGUCUAUGUGCAGAAGUUGAACGUGCAUGUUUCUGUGGAGGAGGUUGGUCAGGAUGGAGAUCUUCCCGCAGGAGCUCUUGGUGGGGAGGAAGAGUAUGAGCUUGGCACACCAGCCGAAUCCGAUGCUGAACAAGGUGUCUUCGAGCUGGGCGAUGACCAGGAGGUGAGAGAUGCAGUUGCAAGUGGUGAUCUUCAUGCGGAGCAUGAAGAAGUUCCUAUGAGGAUGGGGCAAACGACUCCAUUCAAGCCUUCCGAAGCGGAGGUUGCAGAACAUUGCAUCAGUCAUGUUCCUUAUCGAGACUGGUGCAUUCAUUGUGUCAGAGGACGCGGCAGGGCACAAGCUCAUCGAAGAAAGCAUGAAAGUGAUGUUGAGAAGGGCCGCAAACGGCCGAUGGUCCACAUGGACUAUUUCUACCUCGGGGCAAGAGCAGAGGAGACACUUCCCUUGCUUGCGAUGCUGGAUGAGUCUUCAGGCAGAAUGUUUUCACUGACGAUGCCUUGCAAAGGUGUGGAACACCAAUACUGUGUGGCAGCUGUGGUCAAGUUGAUGCGCUGCUUGGGCCUUCAGGACGCGGUGAUCAAAAGCGACACUGAAAGGUCUUUGGUGGCACUUCGAACUGCUGUGCAAGGAAAGCUUCCUGGAGUUGGUUGUGAGGAUGCCGUCAAAGGAGAAUCAGCAAGCAAUGGUGCCGUGGAGGCGGCAGUGGGACGAUUGCAGGGGCAAGCCCGGACAUUGAAGAGCUGCUUGGAGGAGCACUAUAACUUCAAGAUCCCUGCAAAACAUCCUGUUCUUUGCUGGUUGGUGGACUAUGCUGGCACCCUCAUUUCCCGGUUUUUGAGAGGACCAGAUGGGCGAACAGCUUUUGAGGGAUCUACUGGGCGCCCAUGGCGCAUUCGCCUCCCAGAAUUUGGUGAGUGCGUCCUUUAUCAACCUCUACGUGGAGAAAGGGAGCCGAAGAAGAUUGAACCUCGCUUUGAACUUGGGGUUUAUCUUGGAGUUCAAGAAGGCACAGCUAUGCGGUGGAUUGGCACAGCUGAAGGGACAGUGAGAACAUGGACAAUCAAAAGGUUGCCAGAAGAGGAGAAGUGGCAGAAGGAGAUUUUGGAGGCGGUGAUUGGAUUGCCGUGGCAACUUCGUCCUUCAGUUGCCAGAGAUGCGGAAGCACAAAGACUUCCAGUGGAGAUUGUCUUGCCAGAGGUUGAGGAUGAGCCCAAGCCUGCCGUGGAGGUCAAGAAGAAGGGAUACAUCCCGAGAGGCAUCUACGUGAGACGAGAUGUGGAACUCCGUGACUUUGGGUACACGGAGGGUUGUGAUGGCUGUGAGAGAGCCAAAGCAGGGCUUUCACAUCGUCAGCACUCCUCAGCUUGCAAACAAAGGAUCAUGAAUGAGCUCAACAAGACUGAGGAGGGGAGAAAACGGAUUCAGCAGAUGGAGAGCCGAGGAGAGAAGUAUUUGGUGGCUUUUCAUGAAAGAGAGGAAAAGAAGAAAAGAGCUGGCGAGGGUGAAAGUGGCAAUCUUGCCAAAUCUGCCAAGCAACAACAAGCUGAGGCAGAGAUGGAGCAGAUUUUGGGGCCGAUUGAGGAGAUCGGUGCAAGCGGCCAAGGGGGCCCUUCCAGCAGUGGUGAUGGAUCACCUCCAACGGGGGCAGCGGUCAUUCCUGAGGAAACUGAUGGCCCUGUGAUGGAUGUGGUUGGAGAUGAGAUGGAGGCUGAAGAGAGCAACAUUCAGCCGUCAAUGGAGAUUGGAGCUUUGCAUAGGAUCUCAGCUGAUGGUGCCUUCAAAGAUGCAGUGAGGGAGGCAAGUUUGACUGAGACAGCGCAGAUGCUCAUGGAUGAGGAUGUCUCAACAAGACGGGCUCUUGUGCAGUUGGGGGCUAUCAAUUUGAAGAAGGCCUACGACAUGAAGGAGCCGGCAGUGGUUGAGUUGUUUUCACAACCACGAGUGAGCAAAGGUUUAUCUCGUGGUCUUGCGCUGGACUUGAGGACUGAGGACGAAGAUGGAAAUCCUUGGGACUUUCGAGUUGAAGAGCAGAGGCGCAAAGCAGAGGAGUUAGUGGAGGUGUUCAAUCCAGACCUUUUGUUGGGAUGCCCUCCAUGUGGUCCAUUCAGUGCGUUGCAAGCGCUCAAUCAGGGCAAAACAGAUCCGGUGGUCAUGGCUGAGAAAGUGGCAGAGGGUGAACAACAUUUGGAGUUUUGUUGUCAGCAGUACAAGCGGAGAAUGAAAGCAGGACGUUAUUUUCUGCAUGAACAUCCCGCCAGGGCUAAGUCAUGGAAAAGCCCUAGCGUGGAGGAAGUUGCUGCGAUGCCCGAAGUUUACAAAGUUGAGGGCGAUAUGUGCCGUCAUGGUAUGGAGGUGCAAGCAGAUGACGGCUCUUGGGGUUUGGCCAAGAAACGGACUGGCUAUUUGACCAACAGCGAGUGCAUUGCCCAAGAGCUGGAGAUCAAGUGCGACAAUGAGCCUGAUGCCAUUGGAGUUUGGAGAGAAACAUCCUAUCAGCCAAAGACUGGACAGAUGCCUAGCAAACGAGGGCCUAGCUGGAAAAAUGUGUUUCGUCGGGUGACUCUUGACCUGACAAAUGGAACAGUUCUACAAGACCUUCGUGAUGCUUGCAAUGCAGAAAGGAGCGAGGUGAAGUUUGCCAUCCCUGACAAGUGCGUGCGUGUCGAGACGUUGUUUUAUCAUCGUGUCCCUGGAAAGUCAUGGCACAGACACGUUGCACUGAUUGGGGGAAAGGCAAAGCAGUGUGAGAAGUAUCCUGAUGGUUUGGUGCAAUCAAUUCUUCGUGGGUUGCGCAGACAGAUCAAAAGGGAUUUUCCUAUCAGCAGUAUGAGUUUUGGCCCAACAAAUCAAGAGGUGGACGUUGACCUCACAUUAGCACCUGAGGAUUGGGAAACUUUUUCUGAUGAAAUUUCUGGGAAAGCCUUGGAAUCAAAUUUGGUCAAGGCGGCACGUGCUGAGGAGAUUGAGUUUGCCCGGCGCUACAAAGUUUGGGAGGAGGUCCCCAUUCAACAAGCAUGGGACCGAACUGGAAGAGCGCCCAUCAGCUCUCGUUGGAUCGAUGUCAACAAGGGCGAUGAAUCCAGGACGGGUCACCAAGUUGAUGCUCGAGGUCGACGGCGCAAAGUCAUGUUCAUCGACAUCCGUCGAGCACACUGGACAGCUCGAAUUUUUCGAGAGGUGUAUGUGUCACUUCCGAAGGAGGCUGGACUCCCGGAAGGGACAUGCGGCAGGCUGCUGAAAGCAAUGUAUGGUUGUCGAGAUGCUGCAGCUUGCUGGGAACUGGAGGUGACCGACAUGUUUACAAGUUGUGGUUUUGCUCCUGGUUUGGGGAGCCCAGUGCUUUUUGUGAAUCAGACCCGAGAUUUGCGGGUUUCAAUUCAUGGUGAUGACAUCACGGUCCUGGGUUUUCAAGAUGAUUUGGAAUGGCUUCGCCAGAAGCUGGAAGAGCGCUACGAGCUGAAGUUCGGUGGCUUUUUGGGACCGGACGAAUCUGACGUUCAAGAUGUGGCGCUUCUGAACAGGUUGAUACACUAUGGGCCGGAUUGUACAACAAUUGAAGCAGAUCCUCGACAUGUGAAAAUUUUACUGAAUGAGCUGGGGUUGAACGAAGCAAAGACUGUUACUUCUCCUGGCGUGGUGUGCAAAGAUGAUGACAACACACCACUGAGCGCAGAGGAUUGCAAACGUUUUCGCAGUUUGACAAUGCGGUGCAACUAUUUGGCGUUGGACAGGCCAGACAUCAAUUUUGGGGCAAAAGAGCUGGCGAGAAGGAUGCAAAGUCCGACGAAGAGCAGUUGGAACGGCUUGAAACGGAUGGCGCGCUAUCUUGCUGGGUGCCCGAGAUUGGUAUGGCGGUAUGAGCAACAGGAUGUGCAAUCGAGGCUUCACAUCCACACUGACUCAGAUGACGCUGGUUGCAUUGAAUCGAGAAAAUCGACAUCCUGUGGCGCCCUUUACCACGGGAAACAUUUGCUGAAAUUUUACAGUUCAACACAACAUGUGAUUUCGCUUUCAAGUGGUGAGAGCGAAUUUUAUGCUGGAAUCAAAGCUGGAUCUACACUCCUGGGAGCCCUGGCAACAAUGAUGGAUCUGGGGUAUCAGUUGAGUGGAACUUUGGUUUUUGAUGCGACGGCAGCAAAAGCAAUGAUGAGCAGGAGAGGCCAUGGCAAGGCCAAACAUAUUUCAAGGUGCUAUUUGUGGCUGCAGCAGAAAAUCCAUGACAACGAAAUGCAGCUGGAAAAGAUCGGGACCAAAACAAAUACUGCAGACCUUGGGACAAAACACCUGGACGGAAAUCGCAUCAGGGAACUCACCAAGGCUGUGAUCAUGCGCCAUGCUCGGGUCGUGCAUCCCUACCAGGACCAACGCGAAACACGAGAUCCCAGAAUGUACAUCUUUCCCUUGGUGGAGCUUCUCCAGGUGGCUUUGAAUCCCAAUCCGAUUGUCUCCAUCGGAUUUCAGGAGGAGAUCAUCAUCGACGGCAAACGCGAAGAAGACGUGGUGCUGCAAAUCGCGCGACGGGACAUGCCAAAAGGAGAAGAGAUCUUCGCAUGGCCCGGCAGGCUGUCCAAUUCCGAGAUGAUCGCACGCCAUGGUUUCAGUUUUCGGGAAAAUCCCGUGGGCAUUGGGCGAAAUCUCUCGCAACCACCCAGUUGGAGUGACAACAAGGAGAGCAAAGGUCGCAAAGAAUACGACCUCUACAACUGCUCCUCUUUGGACGACUUUGAGAUGCGCUUCAGCGAGCGAGGCGUCCCUGCACGGUCCUUCAUUCGUUGCUACCGCAUCUCGUGGUUUAUCAGCAACGGUUGGUACUCUCCGGCCCUGAAAAAUCGCAUGCGCGAGCUGAACAAGUGGCCCCCACCUGAGAAGUACACGAAAUCGGAUUGGCUGUCGUGGACCCAAGCGGAUGCCGAGUUGAAUCGGGUGAUUCUGGAGUACUGUCAAUAUAUGCGACAGCAACUGAAGGACAUGAAAUGA